Drosophila pseudoobscura is the source of this 881-nucleotide messenger RNA. RefSeq names its product vacuolar-sorting protein SNF8 (gene lsn). NCBI's taxonomy places the organism in Eukaryota, Metazoa, Arthropoda, Insecta, Diptera, Drosophilidae. The transcript has 3 exons. Gene Ontology annotation, biological process: protein transport to vacuole involved in ubiquitin-dependent protein catabolic process via the multivesicular body sorting pathway. The coding region runs from base 43 to 804 and encodes 253 amino acids. Gene Ontology annotation, cellular component: ESCRT II complex. The record is from RefSeq and is a predicted model, not a curated record.
CCAAUUUUUAAUUAAAAAAAAAAAACAAAAGAAAAUUUAAGCAUGCGGCGCCGCGCGGGACUGGGCGCUAUUCAACAGCAAAAGCUAGCCGCCGAAAAGUACAAGGACAAAGGCACAGACCUGCAGGAAUCGCAGCUGGAGCAAAUGACAAAGCAAAUGGAUGUUUUCCGGCUCAAGCUAGAGGAGUUCGCAAUGAAACACAAAGAGGACAUUCGCAAGAACGCGCAGUUUCGCAAGCAAUUCCAGGAAAUGUGCGCUGCCAUUGGCGUUGAUCCGCUGGCCACGGGCAAGGGCUUCUGGAGCGUCCUGGGCAUGGGCGACUUCUACUACGAAUUGGGUGUUCAAGUGGUCGAGGUGUGCCUGGCGGCCAACCACAAGACGGGCGGUCUGAUGGAGCUGGACGAGCUGCGCCGGCGUCUGGUAGCGGCCCGUGGCCAGAGUGCAGUUCACCAGGAGAUCACCAAAGAGGACAUACUGAUGGCAGCCAAAAAGCUGAGCAUUUUUGGAAAUGGUUUUGUUGUGCACAAGCUGGGCAAGGGCAAGUACAUCGUUCAGUCCAUUCCCGGGGAGCUGAGCAUGGAGGAGACCAACAUCUUGAAUGCUGCAUCCAAUACCGAACAGGGCUGCGUCACACAAUCUCAGCUAAUGCAGGACUUGGGAUGGACCGACUACCGGGCCAGGCAAUCGCUGGACAAGGUCCUGGGUGAGGGCCUCUGCUGGAUAGACAGGCAAGCGGACGAGGAGCCUGCCUAUUGGUUCCCCAGCUUGUUUCCCGGUCGCAAUGCUCAGGCUACUGCCUUGUAGCUUCGCCUUAUUACAAACUACUAGUAUUUAUGCCAUAACUUAACUAAUAUACGUAUAUUUGUACAGUUUGCAAGCUA